Messenger RNA from Drepanopeziza brunnea f. sp. 'multigermtubi' MB_m1, 1347 nucleotides. RefSeq lists its product as uncharacterized. Gene Ontology annotation, cellular component: RNA polymerase I complex. Gene Ontology annotation, molecular function: DNA binding. The record is from RefSeq and is a predicted model, not a curated record. Gene Ontology annotation, biological process: transcription elongation by RNA polymerase I; RNA polymerase I preinitiation complex assembly; DNA-templated transcription. NCBI's taxonomy places the organism in Eukaryota, Fungi, Ascomycota, Leotiomycetes, Helotiales, Drepanopezizaceae.
AUGUCGGAAAAGGUAGAGAAGGUCAAGAAGAGAAAGAGGACUACCGAAGGGUCUUCCAAACCAAUCAAAAGAGUCGCAAUCGAGAAAGUCAAGCAAGUGCAGGUUACCGUCUCCGAAGUAGGAAAAUGGGCACCCAUCAUAGCUUCUACGCCUGGUCUGGCAGCUCCGGCCGCUGUCCACCUCAAACCAUACACGAAAGCUCGCUGUAAUCCCGCUACCAGAUCAGGACUCAGCGGGCGUAUUGCAACCGAAGAACUGCUCCUACACUCCUCCGAACACCCAAAGUUCGACUAUACGGCGAUUGAAGAGGAGGCUGGGGGUAAAGAUGCUCCGCUGAAGCAUUAUGUCGGUAUCUACGAUCCAGAGACUGGCAAGAUGGAGGUAGUGGAGGCUCGAAAAAUGGUUGUACGAAGCAGUGUGCGAGCAGAGCAAGCUACUGUGGAGGACCACGAGAUCUCUAGGUCUAUGGACAAGACAGAAAACCGAAACAACCUAGGACAAACAUUCGGUACAAAGAAGGCACGCAAAGCGAUUGCUGCCAAUACAGAGAAUGCUAUUUCCCCUGAUAAGUCGGCAAGAAGCAAGGACAAUAAGCCAGCCAAGAUUAACGCCGCCACAGCAGCUAUCCUCGCAAGCAUGGCGGAUGGUGCCAAUUCUAUGACAUCCCGAGAGGAAUUAGCCCAGCAAGUCGAAGACUCAAAACCACGUCCAAAAGCCAACAAGGAAGCCCAGGCUGUCGAGGAUGUGUACACAGUUGACAGCUUGAUUGGCAAGGAUGUAUUUGGUGCCGUUCCUGUUAGAACGUGGCAGGCAGAUAUAAAGGCCAACAAGGAGAUUGAAUGCCCUUCAAGAUAUGUCGCAUCUCGGAUUAUGAAAGUUUCUGCCCAUGUCGAGAAGCUCAGAAUCCUGCGUUACAUGGUGCUCAUGCUAGAGGUGUUAAACUCUUGCAGGAUCAACAGAGGACAGAGGACUCUACCCAAAAGAGAUGAGCUGAAGAAGUUGCUGGGCGAUAUCCCGGAAGCAGUCCUCGAGGGUAUGAAGCGGAAGUUUGCUCAGGGAGACUUGAUCACUAAAUUUGGUGCUGACUUGAUGAUUACCCACAUGUGUGCACUGGCAUGUAUAGUGGACGGCUACGAGGUUGAUAUGUUUAAGCUGCAGGAGGAUUUGAAGCUCGAGACUAAGGAGAUGUCGCAGUACUUUAGGGAGAUUGGAGCAAAGGUUGGAGCUUUGGGUGAGGUGGAGAGGAAGAAGCAGGGUCUGGACAAAGCUGCGGCUUCUCAGCGGAAAGUUGCCAAGCUGAGGCUACCGUUGGAGUUCCCCAAGGUUUCUUCCGGAAGGAGACUGUAG